Caenorhabditis elegans is the source of this 786-nucleotide messenger RNA. It is a transcript of the gene T18D3.9, whose product is annotated as Mitochondrial inner membrane protein Mpv17. The record is from RefSeq and is marked reviewed. Gene Ontology annotation, biological process: transmembrane transport. Gene Ontology annotation, cellular component: mitochondrial inner membrane; membrane; mitochondrion. Bases 76 to 621 code for a protein of 181 amino acids. The transcript has 7 exons. Lineage: Eukaryota; Metazoa; Nematoda; Chromadorea; Rhabditida; Rhabditidae.
CUUUAGUACAAACGCUCGUAUUGAUGUUUGGCACGUACGUGUGAAUUGCAGCUUGUGAAUAAGCUGGAUACAAUUAUGGUAAUAAUACUAUUUAUUCGACGAAGAUUAGCAACAAAUCCACUUUCAACGCAGAUGUGCAUAGCUGGAACAAUCAGUGGAUCUGGUGACUGUUUAGCGCAAUACUUAUCGCAUAACCAAGAAUGGGAUCGUUGGAGGACGGCCCGAUUUUCAUUUUUGUCAAGUUGUUUUAUGGCGCCAUCAUUGUUCAUAUGGUUUCGUUUGCUGGAAAAAGUGAAAGGAAAUAAUAAAUCACUACUUCUUGUUAAAAAACUUUGCAUUGACCAGCUCUGUUUUAGUCCUUGCUUUAACGCCGCAAUACUGUUCAAUCUCCGGCUAUUGCAACACCAAUCAGCGGAAAAGUCGUGGGAUCUUCUAAAAGAAGAUUGGUUCAACAUUUAUGCAACAAGUUUAAAGGUUUGGCCAUUUGUUCAAGUUGUGAAUUUGUGCUUUGUUCCACUCAAUUAUCGAGUAAUACUUAACCAGGUCGUCGCAUUCUUCUGGAAUUGUUAUCUGUCCUACAUCACUCAGAAACCCAUCGAUCAUAUUGAACAAUUUUACUAGUUACAGUUUCACAUACAUUCCAAUCUUUAUGUAUUUUUCUGUGAUAUUUAUGUUUUAGGUUGUAAUUUCACAUAAAAUUGUAUUAUGUUCAAAAUUCCCAAUUAAAAUUAAUGACGAUAAUGUUAAUUCAAAAAGUAAAUUGAGAGUAUAAAACAGGAUGAGAAA